Messenger RNA from Salvelinus namaycush (lake trout), 978 nucleotides. RefSeq names its product scratch family zinc finger 2 (gene scrt2). The transcript has 2 exons. Gene Ontology annotation, molecular function: RNA polymerase II cis-regulatory region sequence-specific DNA binding; DNA-binding transcription factor activity, RNA polymerase II-specific. The record is from RefSeq and is a predicted model, not a curated record. Gene Ontology annotation, biological process: regulation of DNA-templated transcription. The coding region runs from base 1 to 978 and encodes 325 amino acids. Lineage: Eukaryota; Metazoa; Chordata; Actinopteri; Salmoniformes; Salmonidae.
AUGCCCCGUUCGUUUUUGGUGAAGAAAAUCAAGCUUGAUGAUUUCUCUUCAUCCAAUGCUGCCUCUAAUCACCAUCACCACCUGGACGACUCAUUCACUCCUUUCACACGCUCCAUCACUGACUCUGUGACCAACUUGGGGGUUCGUCUCAGUGAGAAUGGCUACAUCCAGGAUUACAUCACGCCAUCGGUAUACCAGGGGGAGAAGAAGAUGGAGCUCAAGCUGGCCUCGCCAGGGUCUGACCCCCUUUACACCCAGGUGAGCAGCGGGGGCGAGGAGUACUGUGACCCUGACCUGGAGCACCCUGACAGCCCCCAGUCCGGCAUGACGGCCAGCGGCUUCUACAGCGGCGAGGCGGAGGCCCCAACCGAGGGUUAUACUAUGGAUGCCUUCUUCAUCUCCGACGGGCGCUCGCGGCGGAAGGGAGACGGUGACGGCCGUAAGGGAGGUAGUUCUGUCACGUCCAAUGCCGAUGCCACAGAGGAGAGGGAGGCAGGGGCCGCCGGCACGGCCCGCCACUCCUGCAACGAGUGCGGCAAGACGUACGCCACUUCAUCCAACCUCAGCAGGCACAAGCAGACGCACCGUAGCCUGGAUAGCAAGAUGGCACGCAAGUGUCCCACCUGCGAUAAAGUGUAUGUGUCCAUGCCGGCGCUGGCCAUGCACAUCCUCACCCAUGACCUCAAGCACAAGUGCGAUGUGUGCAGCAAGGCCUUCAGCCGGCCCUGGCUCCUGCAGGGCCACAUGCGCUCGCACACCGGGGAGAAACCGUUCGCCUGCGCCCACUGCGGCAAAGCCUUUGCUGACCGCUCAAACCUCCGCGCCCACAUGCAAACCCACUCUGCCUUCAAGCACUACCGCUGCAAGCGCUGCAAUAAGACCUUCGCCCUGAAAUCCUACCUGAACAAGCACUAUGAGUCAGCCUGCUUCAAGGGAUCUGGGGACGAAGAUGACGACGAGUCCUGCUCUGAGAACUAG